Molecule: messenger RNA, 987 nt
Organism: Photinus pyralis (common eastern firefly)
Lineage: Eukaryota; Metazoa; Arthropoda; Insecta; Coleoptera; Lampyridae
Product: cuticle protein 19-like
Exons: 3
Coding region: 485-898 (137 amino acids)
Cellular component (GO): extracellular matrix
Source: RefSeq, a predicted model, not a curated record
CUAAUUGUGUGUGAAUUAAAAAACAAUUACCAUUCAAUUUGACCACCUCAAUAUGUCGGCGUCCAUCUUUAACAAUUAUCUAAUCAAUGGAAAUGUAGAGCUGUAAUUAUUAUAUUGCACCUUGCAAAACUAGCAGACCGUAAAUAUUACAUACACAAAUCUUCCUACAAAAAAUGUUUUCACUUUUUAACAUUGUAGGUAGUAGUAGUAGUAGUAGUUCUCUAUCAGUUUAGAUAAUCUAUAAUUAAGGUAGACCAUAAUAUUAUUACACUAGAAUUUAUUGGUGUACAGAAGUAAACCAAGCAAAUAUAACAUAUGAAUAAUUUCUAACAAAAUUGCUUAAUUUAACAGAGAAAGUUAGGAAGGAAGCAAUAGAAGAUGGGGGUUUUCGUCGGGUGGAAGUUACUGUAUAUAAAGUGUUUUUAUGCUAUGGAUGAUAUCAGUUACUUCAGCUUUUCUAACCUUGUUAUUAGAUCAAUAAAAAAUGGUUCAAUAUUUAGCGAUUGUGAUCUUGGCGUCAGUAACCUUGUGUGCCAGGGGUGGUCUAAUUUAUGGUGGUGGAUUAGAACAUGAUAUUAGUGGCGGAUUCGAUGGAGGGUAUGCCGCCGGACAUGGACACGAGGACUACUAUGCUCACCCCAAGUACAGCUUCAACUAUGCAGUGCACGAUCCCCACACCGGCGAUGAAAAGCAGCACAUCGAAGAACGUGACGGAGAUCAAGUUAAAGGGUCUUAUUCUCUCAAGGAAGCCGACGGUACCACUCGCUUAGUUGAAUAUAAAGCAGACAAGCACAACGGAUUUAACGCAGUUGUACACAAAAUAGGAGAAGCGCAUCAUCAAGCUCCUGCAGUGCACGGUUAUGGUCAAUUGGAUGGCGGAUACGGAGGGCAUUAUUAAAUACUAAUGUUAAUUUAGGCAUAUUUCGAAUUGUGUUAUAUACUUUGUAUACGUUAUAAACAAUGACUGUUAUAAAUUCUAUUACUAUA